Molecule: messenger RNA, 1422 nt
Organism: Aspergillus saccharolyticus JOP 1030-1
Lineage: Eukaryota; Fungi; Ascomycota; Eurotiomycetes; Eurotiales; Aspergillaceae
Exons: 6
Coding region: 1-1422 (473 amino acids)
Source: RefSeq, a predicted model, not a curated record
AUGAAUCUUUCCGAGUCCUGGCCGAAUGCUGUUCCUCUCCUAUCCCCCACCAUCCCUUCAUACUAUGAAUCCACUCGUCCAUACCACCAUGACCGCGCCUUUGUCACCAAGCCGGAGAAGGCAGACAUCCACCUCUUUGACAAAGGAGCUAUACCAUCCGAGCUGCAUUUCAACCAUAGCGACGCCUUCGAACGACAUAUCGCGACGACCCCCAAGCCACGCUUUCGAGUAGUUUUGAUUUCGUCGGCCAAAUCCGUUUGCCCACUCGGUAUCACAGAACCCGCCUUCCACCGCCUCCUUGACCAAUACGACAUCGACCGUUCUUUUCGCGGUCUCUGCCUCACAUUCGGCGAUAAACCCAAACAUGCAGAUGCCGGCCGCGGAGCAAUGCGUAUCCUCCGACACUCGAAUGGAAUAAUCGAUCUCCACUACCUACUCUCCUAUCCGGAAGACGACCUCAAGAGCGCUACAGCCCCCGACUGGACGAUCCGCCAAGUCGAAGUCUUCCAACGCAUUGACCCAGCCAACGCGGAGAACCUGUGGAUUAUUCUGAGUGCUCGACGCAAAUCCAGACUGCAACAGGCCCUUGAUGCCUUCAUGCAAGCAAGCACGACCAACCAUGCGCUGGCGGACUGGAGCAUUCUUCCUCGUCUUGUGUUCACGACUUAUAUGAGUAAUUGGAGGUGGUAUAUCGCUAGCCUCGGGGCGAAGAUUGACAAAGCGGUACGUUGGUCUCCAGCAAAGAUCUAUGGCAUGCGGCGCUCAGACGACCAAAGAGCCUUCUCUGUCUUGAAGCCUCAGUCCCUGGGCGAUCAGCUGGCGCCGCUAUGCGCCUGGCUGACAGUUGCUCUGCGUACCGUGCAGCAACUGCGUCGCGUCAAUGAGAUUCUACAUCAAUAUCAUGGUCUGGAUGGCCGGUACUACCGCAGUCUCGACGUCGAGCUGCUCAUGCAGGAGGCAGACCUGACUAGUUGCGUAGACAGUGUGCAAGUCUUGGAGAAGAAGAUCCAAAGUAUUGCUAAUAUGCAAUCCGUCAUCCUAAAUCUCAACUACCAGGACGUAGCUGCCCAGGUUAACAGCCAGAUGCUCAAGCUCGGCACCGAGUCCUUCGACGAUAGCUCGACGGUCAAAUCCAUGACGCUCGUCACGUUGAUUUAUCUCCCUGCGAGCUUUGUCUCGUCCAUCCUAGGCAUGAACCUCUUCGACUUCGACGGCGGCGAUGAGAAAAAUGGCGGAUUUACCAUCUCAAACCAAUUCUGGAUCUUCGUGGUGAUAGCGGUGCCGCUCACGCUUCUCACGCUUCUCUCGUGGUACUUAUUCACGCGGCGCACGAAGAAGGCCCGCGCGCGGCUGACGAACGGGCCGCAUAGUUUCGCGCAGGAUGAGAAUCCCAUGCAGCAGGUUGAGAGUUGGGUUAGUUGA